Messenger RNA from Fonsecaea pedrosoi CBS 271.37, 1437 nucleotides. RefSeq lists its product as uncharacterized. Gene Ontology annotation, molecular function: protein binding. The record is from RefSeq and is a predicted model, not a curated record. NCBI's taxonomy places the organism in Eukaryota, Fungi, Ascomycota, Eurotiomycetes, Chaetothyriales, Herpotrichiellaceae. The transcript has 3 exons. The coding region runs from base 1 to 1437 and encodes 478 amino acids.
AUGCCACACCGCAGAUGGCCCGCGACUUGGUAUGAUGAUACGACGGGCAAAGUGUACAGAUAUGGGGGUUGGGGAUACAAUAGCACGGACUGGACAACCGAUCUUUGGUCUUAUAAACCCGGCGGACGCACCAUCUACUGGUCCCAAGAAGUCUCACCUGUAACAAAUGGGCUGUCGUUCGGAUCCAAUGCACCCUUUUCAUCAGCCUGGACAGUCGGCAACUCAAAGUUGUACAGCUUGGGAGGCGCCAUCUCUAAUGGGGCAAUACGCGACCCAAAUUUCAUCGUCCCUGGCUUGGUGACGCGUGACUCGUCGACUGGGCGCUGGAGUAACUCUACAACCAACAUUCCAGACAGCUCGCCAUACUUCACCCAGGCAAAAGCUGAGUUUGCCUCAAACUUUGGGCAGGAAGGUUUCGUGGUUGUUGUCGGAGGUGCUAAUCCAAGCCGACAAGCCUUCGAGUUCCAGCAAGAGACAUCAUUACGCGACAUGGCAGAUAUUAUCUUAUACGACGUAUCCACAGAGGAGUGGUAUGUCCAGCGAGCGACCGGAGAUAUCCCUCCACCAAGAACACAGUUCUGUACAGUAGGAAAGGCUUCAUCCGACGGGAAGACAUACGAGCUAUUUGUAUACGGCGGCAUGACGAAUACAACAAACGACCUCAACUAUCCUAAUGAGCCUGGGUACUUGAAUGUUUAUGUCCUCUCCCUGCCUGCGUUCAGAUGGUUUCAAACCCCUGCCUCAACGACGACGCGGCGGUGCAGCCACACAUGCUCCAUCAUCGGCAACAGGCAGAUGAUCUCUAUCGGCGGUCGUCCGCCUAGCACGUUGAACCAGUUCGGCGCCGAUUACGACGAGUGGGCUAGUGGCAUAGGGAUUAUGGACAUGACUGAAUUGCAGUGGAAGGACCACUAUGACGCUGCAGGUGCACCAUACAAGCGAGCGCAGGUAAUCGACAACUACUACAACCAGAGUUAUGUGAAGCCCGCGUGGAGUGAUCCUGUAUUGGCAGCACAAUUUGCAUUUGCCGGCCCGACUAACGCCACUACCACCACACCAUCGACGCCGACGACACCGGAGGAGACAAGCCCAGUGCACCCUGCUGACACAUCAACAUCGCCUCCUGGUCCUAAGUCUCAUACCGGUGCCAUUGCUGGCGGCGUCGUCGGCGGCGUUGUGGGCUUAGGCCUGAUUGCUGGCCUCGCAUACUUUCUAGGGACCCGUCGUCACCGCAAAACAAGCGCCACAAGAGAAGCCGUCCCUCCACCAUCCGAGCCAAAAUCUUCGCAAAUACCCAACAGUCCGUCGUCAGGGCAGAAACCAUCACCAGAGUUUACUCAAGCCCAAGUCUUUGAACCAAGUGAACUUGAAGGCGAGACUCGACAAGUAGCCGAAUUGCCGGGCUAUUAUGGGAACUUUGGGCCAGGACAACGAUAA